GGAGCCGGGGGCAGCUCUAGCUGCCUGCUGGGAGCGCCGAGUGGCUGCUCAGUGGCUCCUCCUUGGGCACGGGUCCUGGGACUUUAAGCUCCAAAUAAGGCGCGGUUCCUGCCCUCCUGUCUCUCCCAAGCCUCGUAAUGCAGCCGCAGUGGGGCCCUGCGGGAAGCCAGUCUUGCCCGCGUGGGUGGGGAGGGCGGCAGCGGUAUCCCCCUGGAUCUCUGCUAAUAGUCGCCGCUUUGUUUUUGUACCAGGCGUGCGUCACUAUGGCUGAGGGCGACAGCCUCAUCUCUGUGGACUAUGAAGUCUUUGGGAAGGUCCAAGGAGUGUUCUUCCGCAAGCACACCCAGGCUGAGGGUAAGAAGCUGGGGGUGGUUGGCUGGGUCCAAAACACCGAAGAUGGCACUGUGCAAGGACAAAUCCAAGGUCCCAGUGUCAAGGUACGGCAGCUGCAGGAAUGGCUAAGGAAGACAGGAAGCCCCAAAUCCCACAUCGAUCGAGCAGAAUUCCGCAAUGAGAAGAAGAUUGUUGCACUGGAGUACAGGAACUUCAGCAUUGUGAAAUAACUAGACAGAAAGCACUGAGAAGGGAGUUGAGCUCUCAAAAACUUCCCCACCAACCUUUACUUGUUCAGUCAGAUAGUGUCCAAAUACAGAGAGCCCUUAGUUUUAUCUUGUUACUCUUCUAAUUUAUUGUCUGUUUGUUAUACUAUUUAACCCUGAACCUUCCUGAAUCCCAUGGGCAGGAAAACAGGCAGACUGGAGGGUGAGACUGCCUUUAAUAAAGGGAUCGUUUGGAAACCCAACCUCUCAUAUCUGAAUUUAUUUGUAACCAUUCAAACUCAUUUUGCAUUUUAGAGACCACACAGUCAGUAUAGUAUCCCAUCUACUUCACAGAAGUCACAUAACCAGCCUUGGAAUUGAUGCCUUAGAGGGCAGAACCAUGGAAUUUUGGCUUCUUCUAAUACUAAAUACUAUUAAAGAAUCAUUUGCCUCUCUUUAUUUUUUUAAAUUUCCAGUUCUCAGAAACAUCUGUUUUAUCUUCCAUCCAGCAAUGACUUGUAUUUGGCAGUUUCUGUUCUUUUGGGUGCCUUGUGUGUACCUCACACCAGCAUCAUUGAUGUUUUUGGGUGAUAGUUGGCCAAGCUGGGGGAAAGCUUUUAGUGGUACUGCAACAACACCACCUGCAAGGGAUAUUGCUGCUGCUGCUUGUGAUGUUUUUCAGAAUUUAUGAAUGAAUAUAAUAGGGCUG
Chelonia mydas (Green sea turtle) is the source of this 1248-nucleotide messenger RNA. It is a transcript of the gene ACYP1, whose product is annotated as acylphosphatase 1. The record is from RefSeq and is a predicted model, not a curated record. The transcript has 2 exons. NCBI's taxonomy places the organism in Eukaryota, Metazoa, Chordata, Testudines, Cheloniidae. Gene Ontology annotation, molecular function: acylphosphatase activity. The coding region runs from base 138 to 563 and encodes 141 amino acids.